Molecule: messenger RNA, 2982 nt
Organism: Chelonus insularis
Lineage: Eukaryota; Metazoa; Arthropoda; Insecta; Hymenoptera; Braconidae
Product: protein KIAA0556-like
Exons: 14
Coding region: 407-2926 (839 amino acids)
Source: RefSeq, a predicted model, not a curated record
UAACUUGCAUUGUUUAUUUUAUUUCUAUUAUAUUCAUUUAUAUUCUAGCAUGUACGAAAUAUAUAAAUAGAAAUACUAGUACAAUCAUAAAUACAGAGUACAGAAAAAAACAUUGACACUGAAUUCGUAACCAUGGCAACGAUUUCAUCAACAAACGUGCUCCAUUAAGAAACUCCUGAAUAGAUGUUUAUUAUUGCAACGCAACAUGAGUGUGUGGAGUUGACACAGAAAUUCAAAAAUAUUUAUUUAUGGAAAAUAUUUAAAUAAUGGUGUAAGAGUCUAAUAAUUCGGAUUUGUUUUUAUUCAUUAUUAAUUUAUGUUAAGUUAUUUUAUUGUUUGGAAAUGGGUUGCCAAAGGGUUUAAAAAAAAAGUGUGUUAAUUUUCAUUAAGUAUCCAAAUUUAAUUAAUGUGUAAAUAUUAUUACAACAUGGAGGAAAGUUCAGAUGAAAUUCUUAAAUCUUCUAACUUAUCUAAGGAUGAAAAAAAAAUCCCAUCAUGGUUGGCGGAAAUGACAGAAAAUGCAAGAAAGCUAGAUGAUGAACCAUUUAAAUCACUACCUGUCGAAAUGGUAAUACCAGGUUCCCCAAUAAUGAUGAAAAGUAAAUUCAGAAAAAAAAGUGGUCGAAGAGCCAAGACCUAUGAUAAAGAUAAAUUUGAUUUUGAUGAAAAAGAGAAAGAAUAUGAGGAAGAGAUGAAAAAAGAAGUUACCGCUAGAAUAAAAGGAAGCAAUUGCAUAUCAGCAUCUUUAUUAGAAAAACGGAGCAAGUUUAACAGUUCAUUGCAAUUUGAUUUUUUGUCUUCAGACAAGAGUUCAGAUGAAUUUAGUACACGAUUGGAAGAUGAUUUAUUAAUGAAACACAAUCAAGAAUCUUCUUCUUUAGUAUCUGAAAAAAGGAAGUCGAGCAUUGAUUUCUUUUUAUCUGAUGAAAUGAAGAAAUUAAGCUUAGAUUCAUUAGAGACAGAAAUACAAAAAUCAAGUUAUCCGUCUAGUGAAAAAAUUGAUGAUUUUUUCAAUUCGCCAAGAAAUAGUAUACGAGAACCUAGUGAUUUUAUAGUUCCAGAAUUACCAUUUGGUCAACGUUUAGUAAUAGAUAUUUUAUCUACAUGGGGUGACAAAGAAUUUGUUGGUCUUAACGGUAUUGAAAUUUUCUCUUCAACUGGAGAACCACCAUCAAUUUCAACGAUUUCUUACACUUCAAAUAGCUCUAAAGGAAAUUUUUUAUCCAGUUCGAGAAAUUAUUCUAUUAAUAAUUUGAUAAAUGGAGUUUACCGAACUAAAAAUGAUUCAGACAUGUGGUUAGUUCCAUUCGUAAAUGGAAAUCAUCAUUAUAUUUCUAUGGUCUUUUCAAAAAAUAUUUAUAUUGGUUUAAUUCGAAUCUGGAAUUAUAAUAAAUCACGAAUUCAUUCAUGUCGAGGUGCCAAAAGAAUUGUAAUGAAAUUAGAUAAUAUAGUAAUUUUUGAUGGUGAUAUUGCCAAAGCCUCUGGAGAUAUUUCAGCAGAUAUCAAUUCUUACGGUGAUACGAUUUUGUUUACGACUGAUGAAAAAAUUUUAGAAUCAAUUUUAAAGUACGAUAAGACAUUUAAUGAAUUAUUGAACGAAGAAACCAAUAAUGAUCAAAGAGAAAUAGAUAGGCCAAUAACUGGUGACUCCGAUAAAAAUAACGAACUACACAUUAGUCAAUGCAUCAAUGAUAAUCAAUCUUAUAGUGGAAGUAGUGAUAAAAAUAUGUCCAUCUCAUGUAAAGAAAUUAAAUUAUUUUUAUUAAGUAAUUGGGGUUCUUUUGAGAUAAUUGGAUUAAAUGGGAUUGAGCUAAUAGGUGAUCAUGGUACGAAAAUUGCCAGAUCACAAAUUUCUUUGACCAGCAAUGUAAACGAUGAAGAAGUUCAACGUCUUAUUGAUGGAAAUUUUUUGACCACUGAUCCAAACUUGAUGUGGAAAACUGAUAUUAAUUAUCAAACUAUUCCAACAAUUACUAUUAAAUUUGAUUCAAAAGUAUUUGUUAUGGGAAUAAUAUUUUGGAACUUUAAUUCUUCUCUCGAAGGUUCUUAUGGAGGAGUAAAACAACUUGGUAUUGAAAUAGAUGGAGAAAAUAUUUUUGAAGAUAAUACGAAAACUUAUAUUUUAAGAAGAGCACCAGGAUCAUGUCAUUACGAUUUUUCUCAACGAAUAACUUUUACUGAUAUGCCAAGUGAUGCAAAAUAUAAUGCCAAUUUCAGUUGCAGUACGCUACCAUCAGAGUUAGCAACUUCUAAAGAAGCUUCUACCAAAUUAUGGAGAGAUGCACUCAAUAGUGAGGAUUACGAAUCACCACUAAUCCCUCAAGGCUUCGUAUAUCAGUUUGUAAUAUUCUCAACUUGGGGAGACCCUUAUUAUGUUGGUUUAAAUGGUAUUGAAUUAUUUGACGAAAACAAUGAACCAAUACGAUUAAUGAAAAAAAAUAUUGCUGCUUAUCCUGAGAGCGUAAAUGUGAUAGAAGGAAUAGAGAAUGAUAUUAGAACACCUGAUAAAUUAGUUGAUGGAGUUAAUGAUUGCAUUGAUGGCUCACAUUCAUGGCUUGCUCCAAUUUUACCGAAACAACUUAAUCGCGUUUAUGUCGUUUUUGAUUAUCCAGUAACCAUUUCGAUGAUAAAAAUCUGGAAUUAUAUGAAAACACGUGAAAGAAAAGUUAAAGAAUUCGGUAUUCUCGUAGAUGACUUAUUGGUAUACAAUGGAAUUUUACCAGAGGAAGGUAUUUGUGGUAUUGUCUAUUUUGCCACUAGGGAUCAAAAAGAAACUUACGACCAAUCUAGAGAAAGUACAAUGUCUAAUCAAGAAAUUUGCCUGCUAAAUGUAGAGAAGAUUCCUAAACAGCAAAAGAUAUCUCCUGAUCCUCUAUUACGACCAUACACUUCUAUGCUGCCAAACAGUUUAACAGUUUCAAAAUAAAAUUGUUUAGUACUUAAAAAUAAUAAAAAAUUAUUAUAGAUUUCAGCUACUUUACA